AUGGCUGCAGUCCAAGCGCUUAAGACGCUCGUCGUGCCGCCGGCAUCAGGUGGUAUGCCUUCAGCGACUGUGUUCCUGCUGCAUGGUCUCGGCGACUCAGCGAAUGGCUGGAUCGACGUGGCCCGUAUGCUAGGGCGGCAGCAGGCGCUGCAGCACAUCCGCUUUGUGCUGCCGACGGCGCCUGUGCAGCCGGUAACGGUGAAUAUGGGCAUGAAGAUGACGUCCUGGUUUGACCUGUAUUCGCUUACGAGCCUGGAGGAGGGCGAGGACGAGGCUGGCAUGCUUCGCAGCGUCGAGGCCGUGCGGGGACUGGUGCAGCAGGAGUUGGAUGGCAGUGCGCCCGGUCUCAAUGGACACAAGCUGCCGAUGAACCGUAUCGUUCUUGCGGGAUUCAGCCAGGGUGGUGCGAUCUCUCUUCUCCUAAGUCUGACGCAGCCCGAGCAGCUCGCGGGUGUGGCGGCGCUCUCUACAUGGCUACCGCUGCACGCCAAGAUCCAGUCGAUGCGCCCACCGACGCCUCCGACAUUCCCCCUCUUCCAGGCUCAUGGCACCCUUGAUCAGAUCGUCGAAUAUCAGUUUGGCCAGCGUACCUUUGCGUUCCUGCAGAACGAGCUGGGCUUCCACUCGCUGGCCGAGUGGCACGAAUAUCCGAUGCCGCAUUCGGCAUGCCCCGCGGAGAUACGCGACCUCGGCGCAUGGCUCGAGCGCGUUGUACCUUUGUAA
This is a messenger RNA of Malassezia sympodialis ATCC 42132, 723 nucleotides long. It is a transcript of the gene TML25, whose product is annotated as palmitoyl-(protein) hydrolase. Gene Ontology annotation, cellular component: cytoplasm. The record is from RefSeq and is a predicted model, not a curated record. Gene Ontology annotation, biological process: protein depalmitoylation. Gene Ontology annotation, molecular function: carboxylic ester hydrolase activity; palmitoyl-(protein) hydrolase activity. Lineage: Eukaryota; Fungi; Basidiomycota; Malasseziomycetes; Malasseziales; Malasseziaceae.